CCGCUCCGCCUCCUUUGGAGCAACCAGACCAAACAUGUACAUUUCACCUUCUUUCUUUCUCCCUUGAUUUUUCCCUCUCUUUCUUUUGCAAGUUGUUCUUCAUCAAAAUGGCGGUGAUGGGGAUCCAGCUGGUCGUCUCUCUCCUUGUGGCCAGCGUCAUGCAGAAAAUGGCUCCUCACUGGUCCUUUGCCCGAUGGCUGCUUUGCAAUGGAAGCUUGUAUCGAUACAAGCAUCCGUCUGAAGAGGAGCUCCUCGCCUUGGCGGGCAAGCAGAAGCCAAAGGGCAAACGGGACCGGAGGAUGAAUGGCGUGACGGACGAAAAGCCUUCCUCAGUGCCUCGAGACAUUGAUCUGCAUCUAGAGAGCAGCCCCAUCAUGGCUGUGGAUGCACUGGUUCUAUCUUAUUUCCUGGAGUAUCAGUGGUACGUGGAUUUUGCCGCCUACUCUGUCCUGGUUUACCUUUUCACCGAAGGCUAUUAUUGCUUUGUGGAUCCGAGGAAAGAAGCCAACAUUGGGAUCCUGUGGUGCUUGCUGACAGUCUUCUUCUCCGUCAAAAUCUUCUUCAUGGUGAUGCGGCACUACUUCCGCUCCAAGGAAGGCGGGGAGCGCUCUGUGUGCCUGGCCUUCGCCUUCUUCUUCCUCUUGAUCGCCAUGAUCAUCCUAGUCAUCCGCGAAGAUUACCUCGAGUUUGGCCUCGAGGCAGGGUUGACAGAAGUCAGUGACCGGCUGGAAGUCUUCCUACAAGAACAAGGCUGGGAAUGGACGAUCCCUGUGAGCAAGCUGACCUUCAAACUGGCGCUGGUAGGCGCCUGUUCCUUCCUCGGCGGCUGUUUGACUUUCCCCGGAUUGCGACUGGCACAGACUCACCUGGACUCCCUUAAGAUGACUGCUGACUGUCCGGCAAUCCAGCUCCUCCUCCACGCCAGCUUCCUUGCGCCUGUGAUCGUGGUCUUCAUGUGGAUCAAGCCAGUCUCCCGGGAUCUCCUCUUGCGUGCCCCGAUGGGGAAGGAGACCGUCCAGAUCAUGUCUGAUGCCACUUACGACUCGGUGCGACUCUGGACCGUUGUGGGGCUGUGCGUCCUGAGGCUGGCUGUCACUCGAAUUCACCUCCAAGCCUACCUGAACCUGGCCGACCGAUGGGUGGACCAGAUGAAGCGGGAAGCUGGGCGGAUUCCUGUCCUGGAGAUCCAGCGGAAGAUCACCCGAAUCUACUGCUACGUAACGGUGGUCAGCUUGCAGUAUUUGGCCCCAAUCAUCCUCACCUUGCAUUGCACUUUCAUCCUCAAGACUCUGGGUGAAUACUCCUGGGGUUUGUACCCUGAAGCAGACUUUGCCCCCGAGCCAGUCUCAACCCCUCGACCUGCUUCUGUGGACAAAACCGGGGCGGAUGAGGUCCAGGUCACAGUGGCACAAAUCACCGGGACUCUCGGUACUUUGGGAUCCGUCUUGACGCCGCUCUUCUACCGCGGGCUGUUCUCGUUCUUCGCUUGGUGGGUCUCUGCCUGCCAAGUCGUUGCCACGCUCUUCGGCCUCUACUUCCACCAGCACUUGGCCGCCUCCUAACUCCACCCAGUUCGGCCAACUCUUCUCUCCGCUGUUACAAAUCACGGGGACUUUGGAAUUUACCUGUGUUUGAACCGCUUGCCGCGAGUCCGGAUUUUGAGUGUGCUCCCACUUCAAUGCUGGCCGAGCCUUUCCUCUGCUUCUAUUCUAGAGAACUUUGUUGUUCUGCCUACAUUUUGGUGAAGCUCAGCUUAUAUUCAUUCUGUUUUCAUUCCAAAUUUCAAGUGAUCCACAUUCUGUUUUCGAGAAGAUUCUGGGAGAUUAGGAUGGGAACCGUUCAGAUUCAUAAUUCUGCAAUCCGGAGUUCAGUUUCCGUAAGAACCUUCCCAAAAACAGAAUGGAGUGGAGACUGGAUCUGAAAUUUGGAAGGAAAACGGAGAGAAAACAGAAAGGAUUUCUGCCAUUUCAAAACAAAAACAGAACGAAAACAGAAAGGAUUUCUGCCAUUUCAAAACAAAAACAGAACGAAAACAGAAUGGAUUUCUGCUGCUUCAGAACAAAAGCAGAGCAAAAACAAAAUGGAAUUUUGACAUUUCAAAAUGAAAACAGAAUGGAUUUCUGCCAUUUCAGAACGAAAGCAAGACAAAAACAGAAUGGAUUUCUGUUGUUUCAAAAUGAAAAUAGAACAAUCAGUUCUUGUGGGUUUUUUCGGGCUAUAUGGCCAUGUUCUAGAGGCAUUUCUCCUGACGUUUCGCCUGCAUCUAUGGCAAGCAUCCUCAGAGGUGAGGUCUGCUGGAACUGGGAAAAAAGGGGUUUAUAUAUCUGUGGAAUGACCAGGGUGAGACAAAGGGUUUUGGAAGUUGGGCUAGGUGUGAAUCUUUCAACUGACCACCUUGAUUAGCAUACAAUGGGCUGACUGUGCCUGGAGCAAACUCUUCUUGAAAGAUGAUUAGAUGUCCCUGCUUGUUUUUCUCUCUGCUGUUUUUGCUGAGCUGCUCAGCUGAAAAUAGAACAGAUUUCUGCUGUUUCAAAACGAAAACAGAAUGGAUUUCUGCCGUUUCGAAAGAAAACAGAACAGAUUUUUGCCAUUUCGAAACAAAAACAGGACUGAUUUCUGCCGUUUUGAAACGAAAACAGAACAGAUUUCUGCCAUUUCGAAAAGAAGAUGGAACAGAUCUCUGCUGUUUCGAAACAAAAACAGAAUGGAUUUCUGUUGUUUGAAAAUGAAAAUAGAACAGAUUUCUGCUGCUUCAAAACGAAAACAGAAUGGGUUUCUACCAUUUCAAAAUGAAAACAGAACAGAUUUCUGCCAUUUCGAAAAUAAAAUGGAACAGAUUUCUGUUGUAUUGAAA
Anolis sagrei ordinatus is the source of this 2854-nucleotide messenger RNA. It is a transcript of the gene TMEM161A, whose product is annotated as transmembrane protein 161A. The record is from RefSeq and is a predicted model, not a curated record. Lineage: Eukaryota; Metazoa; Chordata; Lepidosauria; Squamata; Anolidae.